Nannizzia gypsea CBS 118893 is the source of this 2064-nucleotide messenger RNA. RefSeq lists its product as hypothetical. NCBI's taxonomy places the organism in Eukaryota, Fungi, Ascomycota, Eurotiomycetes, Onygenales, Arthrodermataceae. The transcript has a single exon. Bases 1 to 2064 code for a protein of 687 amino acids. The record is from RefSeq and is a predicted model, not a curated record.
AUGGCUGAUAAAGGGACUCGAAAGGGGUCCUUGGGAGCACGCCGUGCCCAAAACAAGGGUAAAACAAGAAUCAACAAAGGCAAACAGAGGCAGGAGCCUCCACCAAUACGACCCCAGGAGCAGUCAAAUCAGCAACAAGUUGGUGAACUUCCUCUUGGGUUCGUGCCCGGGCCUGCAUAUCUCCCACAGUUAUCUGGUCCGGGACAUUUGCCCGAGUACAAGCCGGUUCCAAAUGCAUCUGGUCGAAUUAGGGUUGUCCCUGAGGACCCUCCCAUGCCUAAGUUUGAACUGGAUGCAAAUAAGCCAUUCACAGAUAAGAGAAGAGUCUCGAAUCCACUACACGUUCGCAAGAGCACUGGGCCAGAGCAGAUAUUUCCAGCAAAUAUUCAAGGCUACCAAUGGGCUGUAGCCGCAGGGUAUGAUGGAUGUCUGUUGCCCAAUCCUCCACUGACAGCCAUUCUAAAAGACAAUCAUGUCUCUGAAGAUCGAGGAUCACAGUUCUCCGGUCGUGAGUUUGAGCCAAAUCAGCAUCAAUGUUACAUAAACCCCACUACAGCCGAACUCAUACACCUGGCCCAAGGACAUGCUUAUACAAAAGGGCUCAACCCAAAAAGUGUAGCCUUUCCAACUGUCAAGCUGCCAGCCUUAAGAGGGGUUGUUGUGAAGGCACCCAGAGACAGCAAAGAAGAGAGCGGGCCAGUUGUCCUUCCAGACAUAAGGAAAGCAGUGCGUUUAAUUGUGGCAACAUUGCCGCAUCUCAGCCGUGGAUUCCUUGCAGAUCAUAUCAUUAGCACCUGGAAAAAUCGUGACUGGCAUGCUAUCGGAGUCCCUAGGCCAGAAUAUACGGACUGGACCUCCAGAACUAUCAGCAGAUGCCGCAUUACUAACCGUGGCCACAGUAAUGGUUACCAGAGCUUUGGUGACUUUGCUCAGUUAGAUUUUGACUCGCCCUCUCUUGGGAAUUUCUCAAUCAUGAAGUCGAAAUAUUUCCCCGACUUUAGGAACAUGUCAGUUGUUCCCCGCGAAAGUUCAAAGCCCGAAUUCAACAUAUUUCAGCACUUGGUCAAGCAUCCUGAACUGGUCAUUAUCAUGGCAAAGUAUCUUCGAGUCCAAGAACUGCUAAUUCUCUAUUCCAUGUCGAGACCAUUUCACCAUAUUGUCCGCAAUCGUAUUACUGGAAUCAUUAUUUCCCAGGCGCAACGCCGAGCUAUGGAAUCGUCCCAGAUCUUCCCCUUCCGCUGCUUUAAUAAGCUUUGCUUCACCGAUCCCGCUAGACAGCCACACCCAGUCCGCGAAAGAGCAAUGGCAGGAGAAGUUCGUCAAGUUCCCUCGUUUAAAUGGUUAUUGAUGGUAUGCUACCGUGAAAUGGUUUGCCAUGAGAUAGUCACCAUCAUGGCAGAAGAUGGUGUGCCGGUCCCUGGUGUAUGCAGCUCUGUCCUGAAAAAGAUAUGGCUCCUAAUGGAUAUUCCGGACAACCAUCGACGCCUUGCAUUGGUUCGAAAAGGAUCCAUUUUCAGUGAUGUUGACCUUUUUUUCGCCAUGCUGCUCUUUGUCAAGUUUGAUAUGCGAUUCACGGAUCCUAUCACGGGCAAUGGAAAGGAUGGUAUGCGUCGCUUGCUCCUUGCACAGCCUAGUCUAACUGUGUUAUGGAGAGCUCUAAGACGUACAGCUCUAGUCAGUAAACUGGAUGUCAUGAAGCUCUAUGUCCGCUGGAGGUAUCACCCUCCUCAUCCUGAACUCGGCCAGACAAUUUUCGGCAUUCCGCCCAAUGAAAUUGGAAUGACACAAUAUGAGGGUUGGGGGAAGACACGAAGCAGAUAUGUACUGUUACGCCCUGAUGAACUCAUUAUAAGAGAGUCGGUUCGCCGAGGGUUGAAUCUGCAAUUCCAUUACACAGAUAUGUUUCUUUGGGGGUAUGUCAAUCCAAGAACGAGGGGUAACACUGAGAUCGAAACAUUUUCGCGUACUCUGGAUAGGCUGGAGGGGAUGGAAGAGAUACUGGUGCCUAAGGAAGAGCGGAUGAGAGCAAAAUUAGCUAUGUCAGCCGUUCACAGACGGACCUAG